Messenger RNA from Penicillium canescens, 1368 nucleotides. Its product is annotated as tRNA-splicing endonuclease subunit SEN54 family protein. Lineage: Eukaryota; Fungi; Ascomycota; Eurotiomycetes; Eurotiales; Aspergillaceae. The record is from RefSeq and is a predicted model, not a curated record. Gene Ontology annotation, biological process: tRNA-type intron splice site recognition and cleavage. Gene Ontology annotation, cellular component: tRNA-intron endonuclease complex. The transcript has 2 exons. The coding region runs from base 1 to 1368 and encodes 455 amino acids.
AUGGCCGAUGUAGAUGAGGAUGUUGUCCAGACCCCUGCGACUGGGCAGGUCGAGGUCGACCUGUCCGACGAAACGCAGGACUUUCGUUUCCUGAACCACCUAAACUUUCUCUCCGAUGCCGCAUCCCCCAGCAUUCCCCGCCGUGGAGAGAAAGACUUCGAACCCAACCCGACAGAACACCAGGCCGAUGUCCUCUCCGCGUCGCGAGAUGCCAUGCACAAUGCGCUCUCUUUUCCACGCCUACAUCGUCCGAAGACUACGAUCAUAGGAUACUAUGCGCCUGGGGGAUAUGCCGCCCAGGCCGAGCUAGAUGCACAGCAAGAUACACAGCAAGCCAAACAAGACGAGAAGACCUCGGAGUCAACCCAAAAGAAACCCCCGACAGACGCCUCAAAGACUGCAACGAAACCCGCUAAUGUCUCCUCCGAUGCAUGUGUUUUCGUGCCUAACCCUAAAGGACAGUUCUUCAAGACAUUGGGCCAGGCUGACCGGAAGAAUCGUGUCUGGCUAUUACCAGAGGAGGCAUUAUAUCUGCUCGAGAGAGGUAGUCUAGAUAUCAGAUGGCCUAGCACGUCUGAUCCCGAAGCAGUCUCCAUUCCUAUGAGCUUGCAGGCUGCAUAUGCAUGCUUUGUGGGACACGGUGGGCUCACGCUUGAGCGCUUCUCUGUGUACACUGGUCUUAAGCGUCUUGGUUAUGCACUCGUGCGAGCUCCUGGUUGGCCUGAUGAAGUCGAGGCGACAGAGGACACUGAUCCUGCCAGUGAGCCCUCUCCACCAAAGCUUCACGGUCCCGGUCUAGCAGGAAUACUAGGAUCCCUGUUUAAAUGGAUCCACGACCCUCAAAAGACAGCCUCUACAGCCACCGGCCCUAUCAUUGGCUUUGGCAUCCACCGCCAUUACAUGGAUGUAUAUCGAAAACUAGCCAUCAUUCCUUGGUACGACCCGGUCACCGCACCCCCAUCAAAGCCCUCAGAUACGACACCACCUUUCCGCGUCGUCUUCCACAUCUAUAAGCCCUCAACUCCUUUCAAAAAGUCCGCUCCUCCGGCUCCCGAUUUCCGCGUCGCUGUAGUCAGCACUCGCGAUCAAACCACCAUGCCUACCCUUCCUCAACUCGGUGCAUUGCUUGAAAGUACACCACUUGAUCCUCCACACGGAGAGAAGAUGCAACGCAUGAUGUAUAUGCGACUGCGUCAUGGGUACCGUAAUGUCGUCAUGGCUGUUGUUGACCAGGGUGUCGUCAGCUACUUGCGAAUUGCUGAUUCCGCAUUCGGGAAGGAGAAGUUGUUCGAGAAUAAGGGUGGCCCUCAGGGUAAUAAGCGCGGAGGCCGGGGACCUGGUGGUCCGAACAAGCCGAAGAGACGUUGA